Messenger RNA from Didymodactylos carnosus, 1659 nucleotides. The record is from the annotation of a GenBank genome assembly. Lineage: Eukaryota; Metazoa; Rotifera; Eurotatoria; Philodinida; Philodinidae.
AUGGCAGACGACGUGAAACUAAGACGAGCAGUAACCAAUUCUUUGGUCUAUCAACGACAAAAACGUAAACAAGCUGAUGAACAUAGUCAAACAAAACAAAAGAAUAACUUAAUAUCAAAGAAUGGUGAACAAAAAAUAGCACCGGCUGAGAGUAUAGAUGAACAAAGUGAAGUUGAGUAUGAAACGAAAAUGACAACAUUGCAUAAAACACUUCUAAAAUUAAUUUCAAUAUCAUCUGUUGUACUAAUUUUAUUUUUAUUUGAACAAUAUCUGCUUAUCAAACAUUUAUUAUCAUUAUCAUUUAUCACAUCUCAAACACAUUUUUCCACAUCACCGUAUCCUGCGCCGCCAGUUUAUCAAACAACGCCAUUGACACAGCUUAAUAAUUCAUCAUUUUUUCAUACUGCGGCACCACGUAAUACCACAUAUACUAUGGAACCACACAACAUCAUUGCGUCAAGCGUAAAUCCGUCGUUUUCGCCACUAGCAUUACCAUCGUCUACUCCUAAUACAUCAUACUGUUUUACCGUAUUUCCAUCACCAAAUGCUCAAUCAUUAUUAUCUCCAACAGGAAUGGGUCCAAUUCGUCGUCGUAAGAACAAUAAUACUAGUAAUAACACAAACGCAGCAUUACCGUAUAAACGUUUUUCGAAACACCAUUUUCAAUUAAAGGAUAUAUUAGAUAGUAAAAAUUAUGAUGAAAUAUAUCAACAAAUAUUUAAUCGAUAUUCAAACAAUAUAAAAUAUUUAUGUGUAGCAUUAACAUCGGCAUCACGUAGAUUGAUUUCUAUUCAUUUAAUGUUUAAGAUAAGACCUAACUACACACGGUUAUUUUUGAAUGAUAUUAUAACAAAUGCCACGAGAGCGAAUUAUGAAGAUGUAUUAGACGACGACGAAUUCAACGAAUCGAUAAAACUAAACAACAGCAAUUAUAUCGAAUCAAACACAUACACAUCUACUAAAACGAAAACAAAUUCAAGCAAUAAUAAUAACAGCAAAAGUAAAAAUCAUUUUAAACAGCGCAAUGAUAAUGCAGCACUGGCAUUACAGCAACUAACAGUCACUGAAGGAAUGAAAAUUCUUCGAACCACAAUGCCGUAUGAUUAUGUUAUACAUUCAACUGCAAUGAGAAAUACACUAGAUAAGACGAUUGGUGAACAAGAACGAAUAGAAAAAUUAUUGCAGUAUCAGCCACAAUAUCCGAUCACAUCAUUCUCUGUACCACCAUCUCAUAUCGAAAAAAUUAAUAAUUGGUUGGCUAAUGACUUUCAUGAACGUAUUCAUGAUCGAAAUCCAACAAGAACAAGAAGCAAUUGCUUGUUUAUCAUAGGAGAAACGAAAUCAGGUACGAUAGAAUUGCUGGAUAUAUUAAUACAUUUUCUGGGCUCCAAUCUUGCCGAAUGGUGUGACCGAGCAGAUUACGUAGUAUUUGACGAUAUUCCCUGGGCAGACAUUAAAAAACAAUCGAAACAAUUAUUAACAGCUCCGGGUGAAGUCCAAGUUACAGAUAAAUAUCUUCGAAAAGAAAAAAUAAGAAACAACAAACCUUGUAUAUAUUUACUGAAUUUCGAAGAUAUCGGCGACUUGAUGAAACUUAAAUAUUGGCAGAAUAAUGGCGUAUUUGUACUUCUCGAUGAAAAUGAAAAAUUAUUUGUGUAA